AUGUCUUCAGAACGUCCGAGCGCGGCAGGCGAGCAGGAUAUCACGGUGCACCGCAUGGUCGAGCCCGCGCAUCCUGAGCUCCUGCUGCUAGAUCUGCGCGCGACCGCUUCCGCCGCUCAUUCCACCAAGUUCACAGCGGCCUCGACCGACGAGUCACAGUACUCGCACUUCACCUGGGCGAUUGCCCCGCGCAAGCAGCGGUCUCGAGUCGGCCCACAUGACGAGGGGAUCGCCCUCUGUGGGCUCCUCAUUAUCGACCCUAUAGGGUACCCUCAGCUGGACAAGCAAAUUACGAUCAACGACCUCCCCGUGGGCCGCUCUGUCGAGGGGACGAUCCGGGCAUUCCAGUUCUCCCGGGGAACACUCCCUCAAUUCGGGGAGACGUGCUGGUCGAGAGGCUUCAAGCUCGGCCACAUCGCCGACCAUAAUACCGGCUGUUUCGUAUUUACUCCGAAUGGAUUAUUGUGCGAUUGGAAUUAUGAGUGCGCCCCAUGGAAGAAGCAGACGAUAGUACACUACGAGUUACUGCAUUAG
Messenger RNA from Epithele typhae, 534 nucleotides. RefSeq lists its product as uncharacterized. Lineage: Eukaryota; Fungi; Basidiomycota; Agaricomycetes; Polyporales; Epitheliaceae. The record is from RefSeq and is a predicted model, not a curated record. Bases 1 to 534 code for a protein of 177 amino acids. The transcript has 7 exons.